Molecule: messenger RNA, 1044 nt
Organism: Camellia sinensis
Lineage: Eukaryota; Viridiplantae; Streptophyta; Magnoliopsida; Ericales; Theaceae
Product: vesicle transport v-SNARE 13
Biological process (GO): vesicle fusion; intracellular protein transport; vesicle-mediated transport
Cellular component (GO): endoplasmic reticulum membrane; Golgi apparatus; ER to Golgi transport vesicle membrane
Molecular function (GO): SNARE binding; SNAP receptor activity
Source: RefSeq, a predicted model, not a curated record
AUCUUCUCGCUUUUUCUUUACCUUUCUUUUUGCCUUUCUUUUGGGUUGUGCGAAAACACAUUCGACUUUCUUUGUCGCCAAACAUAAUUACCAUCAUCAUCUCCAGAUCCACCGCCUGAGUCCGACCAUCGAUCUCCGGCAAGGUCCAUAUUUUCCGAUCAAUCACAGGUUUUUGUUGUUGGAGAGCAAUGAGUGAGGUAUUCGAAGGAUACGAACGCCAAUACUGUGAGCUCUCGGCAAAUUUGUCUAAAAAGUGCACCUCAGCCAGUCUUCUUGAUGGAGAGCAAAAGAAACAAAAAGUUACUGAAAUCAAAGUUGGACUGGAUGAAGCGGAAUCUUUGAUCCGCAAAAUGGACCUUGAGGCAAGAAGUUUGCAGCCAAAUGUAAAGGCUGUGCUGCUUGCCAAGUUAAGGGAAUAUAAAUCUGAUCUGAACAACUUGAAAGCUGAAGUCAAACGAAUUACGUCAACUAGCUUAAACCCGUCUGCACGGGAUGACUUGUUGGAAUCUGGAAUGGCUGAUGCACUAACGGUAUCAGCUGAUCAAAGGGGGAGAUUGUUAAUGUCUACUGAAAGAUUAAACAAGUCCAGUGACAGGGUUAGGGAAAGUAGAAGGACCAUGCUGGAGACAGAGGAGCUUGGUGUUUCAAUUCUUCAAGAUUUGCAUCAACAGCGGCAGUCUCUCUUACAUGCCAAUAACACGCUUCAUGGAGUGGAUGAUAACGUUGGCAGGAGUAAGAAAAUCUUAACCAACAUGUCAAGAAGGAUGAGCAGGAACAAGUGGAUUAUUGGUGGCAUUAUUGCAGUCCUUGUUAUUGCUAUUGCGUUGAUCUUGUACUUCAAACUCGCCAAAUAGCCAGCUAGUCCUUUUUGGUUGGGUUUGUGGGUGUUUUGGAUGAACAAGAGUGUGUGCUAUUCUUCUCUUUCUUGAUUUUUUUUUGGGUGCAUUUCUGCAAGUUUGUCCGGGUGACUUUUGACAUUCAUUUGAUCAAUUAUAAGCUAUUGUGCCUCGUGUCUGUUUUACCUGCACUCUGGCAUUUUCUUGC